AUGCGAAGACCCAGAAAGACCCAAAAACCCCAUAAUCAAGAAUUCGAGUUAAGAAGAUCUCCAAGACUUGCUGACAAAUUCCAGAAACUCCCAGAUGAUUUAAUCCUCGCCAUCUUUUCAAAGUUCCAAGAUGACGCAAAAACCCUGAUUCGCUGUUCAUCUGUUUGCAAGAACUGGGCUUCUCUUGUCCCCGAACUUCACACACUCUUCCUCAGAUUCUUCACUCCAGUUGGGGAUGAUGAUUUUCCACCGUGCUUUCAGUACCACCACCACAUUCCGAAAUCAGCUAUCCCUGCUCUCAUGAAGUUGUUUGCAAACCUUAAAUCUCUGGAAGUUAAGCUCUGCUUCAGCCAACCUUCUAAUGAUUAUAUCAGAUUGAAGGAAAUGGUGUUGUGUUCCGAUGUUCACAGAUAUGAAAGUUCUACGUUGAUUACAUCAGAGGUUGGAUUGUUAACAAGUUCUAAUGGUGCUGCAUUGUCUCUUCAAUUGAACUUGACAAGAAAUAGCACCCAAGAUAAUUCUUUCUUGGAGUUUUAUAUGUCAAUAUCAGAUAAUAAACCUAAAAGUUUAACAAGCUUGGAGAUUAUGACUGCUAAGAAACAAGGGUUUGGAUCAGGAGGGAUGGUGUUUAUGACAGAUGAACAAAUUUCGAGGUUGAAAGAUUCCAUUUCAAAAUCAAGACUGAAUCAGAGCUGGCUUGAGAACCUGGAGAAUGUGGUUUGUUGGCUCAAGAACGCGCCGCGGAAUCAAAAUUCGCUUAGAGAGCAAGUCUUGAUUGUUUAUAAAUGGGACUUCAUAGUGACUGAUGACGGUAAACCACCAGUCAUACAUGGACGUAUUCCAAAGGAGAGAGAGAUAAAGGAAUGGUUAGGUGAUGAUGAUGAUCAUUAG
Molecule: messenger RNA, 891 nt
Organism: Dovyalis caffra
Lineage: Eukaryota; Viridiplantae; Streptophyta; Magnoliopsida; Malpighiales; Salicaceae
Source: the annotation of a GenBank genome assembly